Messenger RNA from Patiria miniata (bat star), 8329 nucleotides. RefSeq names its product regulator of G-protein signaling 12-like. The transcript is spliced from 19 exons. NCBI's taxonomy places the organism in Eukaryota, Metazoa, Echinodermata, Asteroidea, Valvatida, Asterinidae. The record is from RefSeq and is a predicted model, not a curated record. Gene Ontology annotation, biological process: signal transduction. The coding region runs from base 231 to 5735 and encodes 1834 amino acids. Gene Ontology annotation, molecular function: protein binding; GTPase activator activity.
CUCUGACACAUUAUUAUCGCUGUAAUUUGCAUGGAAACCAUGAAGCAGUAACGGAAUGGCGACUGGUUUAAUCCGACAAUUUACGGGAUUUCUGUCAUGCCUUCACUGCUUCAGACUUCCCAAACGUUGAGUUGCUGCAAUGGAGAAAGGUCCUGAAACAUAGAAAUGGUGAUAGAUCAAUUUGUCAGAAUUUUGUUUCAACUGUAAUAAGAGAAUCACAUCAAGUCAAAAUGCAUCCCGGCAGGCGAAGCAAGACCAAACUUCCCAAAACAAGUUUUUCAAACUUGAAGACAGUGGAGGUUGGACGUGGUCGUAAUGGCUACGGCUUCACGAUGACUGGCCAGUAUCCAUGUGUUCUUAGUAGUAUCUUACCUGGUAGCCCAGCCGAUAUCGCUGGACUAAAGUCUGGUGACUGUGUUAUGGCUGUCGACGGAGAGAAUGUCACACGUGUUGGACAUGAACAGAUCAUUAAACUAAUAGGAUCAACAUCAGGUGUUCUUCGACUUACAGUUGCUUGCUUGGAUGAAUCAGAGUCUUCAGAUGAGGAAUAUGUACCCCCUCCAAGGGUGCGAUACAGCAGAUCAAAGAGCACACCACCAAAUGCAGAUAACAGAGAUGAACUGGAGAGAGAUGAAUUAAAGCGGGGAAUUUUCCAUGAACAGCAGUUACCAUUGUAUGAUCACAGAAAUGAACAUCUGCAGUCCAUGACGCCUACGGGUCCUGAUCCUUCCAGUAAAUUUUCACCAGGACACUUAAGUCCAUACAACCAAACAGGGAAAGCAAAGGUCGUGCUUCAGAAGCCUGCGAGUGGUUACGAUUACACUUACUGGAACGGAAGGAGCUUUGAAAAAAUAGGGUCACAAAAACCGCGAAGAGUUAAGCGUCAUGCAGAGAGUAAACAAAGGCAAAGGGCAUACUCUACACAAAGUCACACCAGUUUCUUCGCUGAAGAAGAUGAGGCCGACCAAGGCCUCCGACCUUUGACCCCAGUAGAAGUGUCCAAUAUCAGGUAUCCAUCGCUUCGUCCCAACUCGAGGCAGACGUCUCGGCAUCCAAGAUCAGCUGGCCCUCCUAAAGAGCGUCGGGUCAUAAUGCAUGCUGUGGUGGGCUAUCUGGGAUCCAUUGAUAUUCCAGCAUCGGCUAAUUUACCCACGGCAAGCUUGCAAGCCAUACGUGGUUGCGUGAGACGCCUGCAUCUUGAGCAACGGGUCCAUUCCUUAAUGUUGAUGGAGAUCACUAAUAUGGGAGUUGAGCUGGUCAAUGCCAAUCACAAAGUGACAGUAGUGUACCCGUCAGACAGUAUUACCUUCUCAGGAAUUUGUCCGGAUGACAGACGCUGUUUUGGCAUUGUAACCGCACAAAGUCAAGCACAGAUCCCUGACAGUCUUGAUAGCGACGAGGAACCCAUUGGGAGCUCUUGUCAUGUUUUCCUUGUUGACCCUUCCCUGAACAAUCACAGUGUUCAUGCCCAAAUGGCUGCAAGAUUUGGCAUUCAGUGUGUGCACGAUGACGCCACAAAUUCAUGUCGGCAGUUUCCGACGUCUUCCAAACCCCUCCUGAUGCAUAUUGCCCAGCUGCAUAGAGGUCACAGCGACAGACUGCACUUUGCUGAUUUCUACGGCCAGUCUGCGUAUCCUGCAGGUCCCAGACGCUCAAACAGUAACAGUAGUAAUAGUGACAGUGGAUUCGGUAACGGUAAGGAGAAUGGCACGGAAGCCAACCAACACGGAGAGAGAGUUAUGAUUGUAGAUGUAGCAGGACAUAUCCGUAAUCAACGGACCCGAGGACAAAGCGCAACCAGUGAUUCUUCUCCCAAUAGACACGUUGUUCAUGCUGAAAUCAACACGUCCCAGUCCUCAUAUUCAAUGUCUUCCGCCUCCCCAUCAUCUCCAGAAAAUUCACCUCAAAACACGUUCAAUCAGAAGAAGAUGUCAGAUCCUUCAGGACGCUUAACUCCACGGGCAAGACCAGAUCCUAUCUUGAGAGAUCGGAACGGCAGCGUGACGCCUCUUGCUAGACCCAGUUCAGCUGUCUUUAACACAGCAUCGGGUCGACUGACUCCUCGAGCAAGACCAGACCCAGUCGGUUUCUGCAGUCCUCUCACUGUGCCAACCUCUAAUCAGUAUCGCCCGCCAAGCAAAACUCUUGAUAGUAACACCAACCAAAAUCUUGCAGACGUCACCAAUCAUAUGAACGUUCAUCUACGAAACAAACCAGGUGAUGUCAGCAAUGUGAGCGGUCGACCUCCUACUGGAAGACACUCCUUGUACGCAAAGUUGGAUGCUGGCCCAAGAAGCUCUGAGUUGCUGAAUCCUAAUAAGAAAGCAGAGGCACAAAAGAUGACACAGCUGCGACUCAAGAUCCACCGACAGCAUGACUUAACAAGACGUAACAGUGACUGUUCCGAAUACAGUUCUUCCAACUUAAAGAUGUCUCAGCAAAGAUCGCAGAGGGGUUCACAGCUCAACAUUCCACUCAACGAAGCAGGAACUAGACAGUCCCUGGCAGCAUCCGAUGGAGAACUUGACGCAGCGGAGGGGGAAUCAACGCUGAAGAGUGAAACCAAUCGAUCCAAUCCUAAUCUUCUUGAAAUCGGUGGUAAUCAGGAAGUUGGGAGAGUCUCCAGUUGGGCUGUCAGCUUUGACCAUCUCUUACAAGAUGAACUUGGCCUGGCCUGCUUUACAGAAUUUCUCAAGCGAGAGUUCAGUGAGGAGAACAUCAUGUUUUGGAUUGCCUGUGAGACAAUGAGUAAGAUGACCAAGAAAGACGACCUGAAGCGGAUGUCACAGCACAUCUACAGUAAGCAUCUCUCCGACGACUCCUCAAUGCCAGUCAACUUGGACAGUAGUUGUGCCUCCAAGGUGACGCAAUGCCUCAAGAACCCUACUCCAGAUAUGUUUAAAGCCCAGCAGCAACAGAUCUUCCAGCUGAUGAAGUACGAUAGCUACUCCCGCUUCCUGAAGAACCAAGUCUACCAGGAUUGUGUGUUAGCCGAGAUGGCCGGCAAUCCACUACCGGUCUUCUGUCGGCAACGCAGUGAUUGCACCGGUAGUGUCAGCAGUACCGACGAAGCGACGGGGGACCGUAAGAAGGCAGCACAGAAAGGCAAUAAGAAAAAGUAUCAAAUAUGGAAAACAACCAAGUCCUACAGUUUGGAAGUUUGUGAAGACAGCCCUGACAAGAAACGCAAAUCGAUCUUGCCUUGGAAUAAAGCUAAAGUCACAAGGAAAACUGGUAAAGAUUUUGACCCAUCAGCAGAUUCAGAAGCUUUGAGGCAGUCAGGAAACGGCCGGAAUCAUUCAAGCAAAGCAUCUUCAGUGACUAGUCAAACCGGUCAGAAUGGAAAGGCUAUUACCAUGGAGGGAACAUGCCGCUUAGUUUUCCCCAAUGACGACGAAGUAGUGUUGCCUGCGAGACAAGGUUUUACUGUACGUGACGUGUUAACUCCUCAUCUGGAUGUCCGACAUCUCAACUUGCAGUCUGUGGAAACCUUCCGUGCUGAUACUAAAGAGUCAUAUCCUAAGGGCAGGAAAAAGAUUGUUGACUAUCGGCAAGACAUGAGUGCCAUGGCAGGAGCUGAUAUUGUUGUUGAACAACGAGUUGUGUUCAAGAUGGAACUACCAAGCCACAGGGUCAUCGGAGUCAAGUCUAAACCAACUAAGAAGCUGAUUGAAGUCUUACGACCAGUCACACAUAAAUACAACCUGCAACUGGAUGCUCUGGUGGUCCAUCUGAGCAAUUCUCCAGUUCCACUGGACCUUGAUAUCACCGUUGCAUCGUUAGAUGGUCAGAAGAUUCUGAUUGAAACUCUGGAGCAGUAUGGUGCUGGUAACUACCAGGCGCGGGCAAGAGUGGACCCAGCGCCUGUCGCUGUGCUGCACAAAGCAGCGUCGGACGAAAGCAUCAUUAGAAAGCAAGAUGCUAGGCCUACCCAACAAGCGGCAUAUCACCACCGACGUCUCUCACAGAAUGAAUUUGCCAGAGGAGACAAAAGUGCUGAGAGUGAAGGCAAGUCGGGGCAUGAGGUCAAGGGCCAUGAGGUCAACGGUCAAGUAGUCACCCUCAGACCAAGUAACUCGGAUACAUCGAUACAGACGAUGAAGUCGCAGCACAGAAGUUACAGACUGGCCAACAGUGAUGCAGACGAGUUGUAUUCUAUGCUGUCAAAGGCUCAACGUCGGAGAAUGGACGACCAACGUGGUCUGACUAUUCGUAAUCUUGAACUGCCAGAUUUCUUGAAGAAACCCAAAAAAGACACGGCGAGUAAUCGUCCACAGAGUGCUCUGGGUACGCCUUACCAGAAAUAUAGACCAGGCGUCUCGCAGAGCAGCGAUAAGAGUAAGAAAUUCAAAGACAGGGCAGUGAGAUGCAAGUCCACUCCGCCGGCGACUUACAAGGAGCCAGGUCUCGGGGAAGGGUUCAUUCCAUCGCACGUACAAGCUGAAGCUAUAUUCGGCGGUAGAGGGCGCUCUAGUGAUAUCACUCCGUUAACGUUCAACGAUUCCAUGAUGGCAGUGGGUGACGGAAGGUACGACUUCGGUGAGAACUUAGAUAUGAUCGACUAUGCAUUUGGUUAUGAUGGUGUUGCACAUAAUAAUGACUUUCAGGCCAACCAGUAUGAUGAUAAGUUUAGUCCCCGUGCUUAUAACACUGAUCCGUUCGUUGCCAAAGGGGGCGAUAGAGGUCUCUCGCUAGAAAUAUAUGACGGUGGUCUUGGUAACAGUCGUCAUGGUAGUGAACAACAUGGCAGUCAUCCUCAUGGCAACCAGCAUCGUGGUGAUGGAGAUUACGAUGACGUCUUUCAGGGUGUUCAGUUCAGCAUUGGCCAAGCCCAGGAGUACGAUUUAGAUCGGACUUUAACUAAAUCCACGUCUGGAAAUGAGUCCAUCCUGCCGCCUCCCCCUGAUGAGCUUGAUUACACGUUACGUCUUGAAGAAGCUAAUUAUUCUCCUCCUCCUCCCGUCAUUCCAAUGAACCAAGAUCAGAUGACAUCAUUAGCACACAGUGGUAGGAUCACCCAAGGCAGCACACUCCCUGGUCACAUGUCUGACCUGUCAAACCAGCCUCUAACAGACACAGAUUCCGUUCACUUUGGUGACAGCCCUCUUCUUGACGAUCCACUGUCCCCUCGAAUCCCUUCACCCUCAACCCACGACCUGGUCAUGACCCCAAAUCCCGAGGAGGAUUUUGACCACUCCCUUGGAGCUCAUGGCCCUUUCUAUGGGUUUCAUCCUCAAGAAGAUGUUCCCCAGUCUCCCAUAGAAAGCCAUCCAUCAAUGAUCUCUUCAAGACCUGACGUUCUGAGGCCGGUUCUUGAUCCAGAGAAUAUAAGUAGCUCACAGGAGAGCACCACUCAGCAAGGACUCUCACAAUAUAACGCUUCCUCACACGUAGCGUCUCAGUAUGCCUCACCGCCCGUCUCUUCACAUCAGGCUACCUUGCAAAGCUUCCAGCAUUCACAGCAAGGUGCCUCCCAAGGUGGUGCCUCACAGGAUGUAACCUCACAGAAUGUAACCUCACAGAAUCUAACCUCACAGAGUCUAACCUCACAGAGCACUGAUGUACAGGAGAGCACUCCACAGCUUAGCUCCUUACAAGCAAGUAAUACGACACCUAAGCCAGAUAUUAAUCUUCAGUGGAAGGCGGCAAAUCGUGUACAGCAGCAAAAAAUAGAUCGCGAUAAAUGGGAGACGGUUGUCAAAGACGGCCGUACAAUGCGUGCAACGUUUGUGUAACAUUGGAACACGCUGAUAUCUGUAACUUACCCUGAUAGAAGUUAGUCAGAAAAAAACAUUUAGACAUACAGUGGUUUUGACUAAAUGUAGUGACAUGGUGCUUUCUUUAUUUAUAAGAUACCAGGAUAUUUGUCUUCACUAUUUCCGGCAGAACUGUUAACUGAAAUAAAUUGAGGAGUUUGAUGUUUUGAGGUUGUUACCUGUAAUGUAGAUGCUGGAAGCGCCCGUAAUCAGGAUGAACCAAGUGUUAUACUUGAUUUCAUUUUUGUAGGUUUUUGCCAUACUGGGUCACGUUUUUGUUGUAUAUUGAUGAAUCACGUAGUCAGCUUACAAUUAUUUUGUGGUAAUUUUUAUAUGAUAUGAUUUUUAUCUUGGAUUUUUGUAACAGAGUGGACCGGUAUAAUUUGUUGUGGCACUUACGAUUGUGGUUAUUUUUUUUCUUUAAUUUCCUGACAUCUGUAAUCAUGUUUUAGGUGAUGAGAUGUUGCUGAUCUUCAGAUUGAUUUAAUACAUUUUACUUCUCAUUGAUUAUGAAUUAUGCGAUUUGAGUUUUUAAGUAGACAAGUAGUGCUUUCAGAUAAAAAAAACACACCGAUAUAUCUUGUAUAUUUUGUAAAUUUACUAGUAUGCUGUACAUGUAAAGCAUUUAUGUCUUUCAUGCUAGAAAGUAUUACUUGGAUUUAAACCCCCCAAAAAGAUCACCAACAAUGAAAUAAUUUGUUGAAAUUGGUAGAAUAUCUCCUGUGAUGACCUGUCAUCACAAAAAUGAGCAUAGAGUCAGACUUUUUUUAAGAUUUGAAAUAUCUAUCUGGAUUCUGCAGAACCAGAGCUUUCCAAUUGUACAUGUAUAUGACAUUUAGAGUUACUGAGUUUAGUAACAGAAAAUAUACCGCCAACUUAAUUUAAGUUCUAAUUUUUUAUAGAAAACAGCAUUUACAAAUCCUUCCAUUGUGUUACAGUGAAUGAACAGUCGACUCACACAAAUGGAAUGAAAAGAGGUUUUCAAAAUUUAGAUUGGACCAAAAAAAUUGCACAAAGGUAAAACAGCACUUCAAGAUUAGGAUUCGCCUGAAAAUGAAAUUUAAAAAAUAGAACACACCUUUGGAGUGAAGUAGGGCAAAGCCAAAAUUCAAACUGGCAAUUUCCAACUCAAAGCCCAUUUCGCAGUGACAGGUCACUUAUGAUAACUUGAUAACACAAAUCUUAUUCAUUCUUGGCAGCUGCAAGCCUGGUAGGUUUAACUAUUUUUAAUGGAAUUCAGUAGGUAUUAGUUGUUUUCAUCUGGCGUCAUGUAUUCAUUGAACCAUGUGACAACACUUACAUUGUAAGUGUUCCGAAUCAUGGUGUGGAAAAGCAAAUCGUAUUCACCAAGUUUAAUUAUUCAUAGAGUGGGAAUAUAUUUGUAGUUAAACUUGUAUUUAAAAUAGAUUUUGGUUGAUAGUAUUGAUGACGUUCACAAGUGAUUGUUAAAUUAGCACAUGUUUUAGUUUCUUUAUUUUAAACCAUUUCCAAUCUGGGUGCCCAAACAAUGAGCCCACUUAAGACUUAAGAUAAGACUUAAGAUUUGAAGUGUUGUAAAGGGGUCAGUGAGGGUGGUUUUCAAAACCUUGACUUAUCUCCGGGCUCCGGCGAUGAACUUGAGGUUUGAAAAACAACCCUGCUUAUAUAUUUAAUUAAUUCAAGAUAGCUGUAGAGUUAUUUAAGCUGUAUUCCUUGUAUGUAAAUAGUGUUUGCUUUGAAAUUCAUAUCUAUACCAAAAAUGUAUCUAUUCACAACAUGGAACAAAUAUUUGAAUGAAAUUUGAGCUGUUCCAAUGAAAUGUAACAUAUAAGUAGUAUUUUCAUUUAUAUUGGAAUGUUUUUAAUUAACAUGUAUAUAGACAUAUUUUUGUACAGCAUGUGCGGUGCGUUUAUAGAUCAUUAUUAUCACCAUGGAAGUCCAUACUAAGACUAUCAUCAUGCAAAGUAGUCUUUCAAUAUUUUUCCAUAAUUAUCCCAAACAGUAUGCAUGGUAUGUAGACACCACCCAUCUCUGCCUUGACGGGUUGCGCUGGCAAAACUUUUUUGUCUGAUUUUAAAGUCUGAUUUGGGCACGCAACUUUUUAUAUAUUGAAGUGGACAGGGUGACAUUAUAGUCAGAAAUCGGACGAUUUCCAGCCGUUACUGAAGAAUAUUUGUCCAAACCAAAAGGGAUAAAUUGUGAAGUGAAAUUGUAACAGAUUCAUAUGUAAGUGGGAAACGAAUUUGACUUAUGGUCUUUAUUGGUUGUGAUAUUUAAUGUCAAAUAGUCACGUCUAUUUCACCCUCUGCAGUGUUUCUAUUUUUCUGGUGAGGCUUUGGUUGAUAUCUUUUGAAUGCUGAAUGGAUGGAUAAAAGUCACCAAUAUAUUUAUGCCAAGAAACAGUGAUCGUAUUUUCAUUCAUACAAAUCAUAAUUGGCACGCACAUAUAUGCACGAUAUUGCAUGAUAUUGUUUGUACAGCAGUAGAUGUUCAAGCAUAUUUAUCAAAUUAAGGUAAAAAAAAAUUGUAAAGUAUAUUAUUUUGUAGCUUUUUAAAAUGUUUUUAUAUAAAAUGCAUGUAUAUACUGAAUCCUU